Molecule: messenger RNA, 7014 nt
Organism: Entamoeba invadens IP1
Lineage: Eukaryota; Evosea; Mastigamoebida; Endamoebidae
Product: protein serine/threonine kinase, putative
Exons: 1
Coding region: 1-7014 (2337 amino acids)
Biological process (GO): protein phosphorylation
Molecular function (GO): ATP binding; protein kinase activity
Source: RefSeq, a predicted model, not a curated record
AUGUUACUUUCAAACGGAAAAUUAUUGCGAUUUUGCAAUAAUGAAUUGAAUGAAGAAAUCCACUGCUAUUUAAACUCGACAAAUUACUUGGACGACUUUUCAAAGAAGGUCGACGUCUAUUCUUUUACUUAUCCGCACUGCCCGUGCUUUGGAAAUAACUGUUAUAUUCAUUUUGAGAGUUCAUUGAGUACUUAUACAACAAUUGGAAAUAACAAGAUCGAUGCGACUCUUAUUGGAAGUCACUUAAAACUCGACUUUUCUGUUGCUCCGAUCAAACAAAGCACUCAAUUAAACAUAAAAAGAACAACUGAAACCAUUCAAACAGUCCGAGGGACGAUCGAAUCACUCAAAUUUGAUGAAAUUCAAUUCGACUUUGUGUUGGCAGAAGGUGUCACAAUAGAAAAGACCAACAGUGGAGAAUCAACAUCAAAGAUAACAUUUUUGAAUGCAAAAGGUAACAACAUAUUUGAUAUUGAAUGGAACUCAACUUCAAUGAGAUGCACCUUUUUCACGUUAAAUUAUGAAUACAUUUUCUUUAAUGGAAGUUUUGUUAUUGGAGACAAUUUAAUUGACAUUACAACGUCGGCAGCAAUAACAAUACUUACUCAAGUGCCGAUAAUAACAACAAUGGAAGAAACAGAUCAAUGUUACCGGUUAAAUUAUUCAACAUCACCAGCAGUAUUUCGACAGUGUGUUGGUAUGUGUAAUACAUGUCAAGAGGAGUACAAUCCAGAUGGUGAAUGUUUUGUACCUUCUGUAGUUCAGAAGCCAAAUUGCAUUUCUUGUUAUGUUGAUGAGACUUCAAAUAAAUUAUGUAAUUUGUGUAAGACCGGAUUUUAUCUGGAGAAUGGGGAUUGUGUGCCAUGUGUUGCAAAUUGUGCUUCUUGUGAUAAAGUCACUGGUAUUUGUUUUGAAUGUGCAAAAGACUUUGAAUUAAGAAACAACACGUGUGUUCAGUGCAUUAAUACAAAUUGUGAAUAUUGCAAUGAAACUAAUGUUUGUGUAAAUUGUAAAGAUGGGUAUACGCUAAAUACAUUUGGAGAGUGCGUGUUUUGUAAAACAUAUUUUGGUGGAUGUGAAAAAUGUUCAACAAAUGAGUUCAAGUGCAAUCAAUGUACAAGUGGUAAUUAUUUAAAAGAUGGGGGGUGUGCAAGUUGUACAAAUGAAUAUUGCCUUUCGUGUGGUCCAAUUGAAUUUAAUUGUUCUCGGUGUAUUCCCGGGUACUUUCCCACACAAAACAGAGAGAAAUGCAUUACAUGUAACGAGAAGAUCAAUUGUUCUAUAUGUUCUACAACUAGUGAUGUUUGUGUAGAAUGCAACACUGGGUAUUAUCCACAUAAUAGUCAAUGUGCAUCUUGUGCUUCGAUAAAUUGUGAAGAGUGUGACAGUGAAAAUGGGAUAUGUUCACGGUGUAUGAAUGGGUAUGGACUUGAUAAUGGUAAUUGUAUUCAAUGUGAAACAACAUUACAUUGUUUAAAUUGUGUGGUUAAUGGAAUAUGUGAAGGGGCGUGCGAACUGAAUUACACAAACCACAAUGGUAUUUGUCAAUUGUGUUCUUCAAUACCAAAUUGUAAGACGUGUUUACAAGACAGAUUUGAAUGCACUGAAUGUCUCAACAACAAUUUUCUUAUAGAUGGAAUAUGCGAGCCUUGUGCUGUGAAUAACAAGUGUUCUACGUGUUCAUCUACAAGUGAUCACUGUGAAAUAUGUAAAGACGGAAAUUAUCCGUUAAAUUAUAAAUGUGUUUCAUGCUCUAAAAACACACACAACUGCCUCACAUGUUCAACCUCAAAUGACACGUGUAUUACAUGCAAAGAUGGGCACUAUAUGAAUAAAGAUUUAUAUUGUGAUACAUGUCGCAGCAUCUAUUGCUUAGACACUUUAUGUUCACAAAAUGGAGAGUGUUCUGGAUGUUUGUCCGGUUAUUACUUAGAUGGCUCCACUUGCAUGAGUUGUGAGUUAAUCGAUGGCUGUGCCGCAUGCUCUCCAUAUUCCAAGAGUUGUGUUAUUUGCAAAGACGAUUACUAUAAAAAGGAAUCAUUGUGUCAUCCAUGCACAGACUUGUUCUGUGACAAAUGUGACCAAAACGGGUAUUGUUCAAGAUGUCUUCCAAAUUAUUAUCUUGACAAUGGGAUUUGUGUCGCUUGCUUAUUGAAAGAAGGGUGUGCCAUUUGUUCUAAUACUGCAAAUGCGUGUUUGGAAUGUCUUGAAGGAUAUUUCCCAAGUAACGAAAAGUGCUUAACAUGUUCAACAAAAAAUUGCGAAUCUUGUGAUCGAAUCACUAAGAAGUGUUUUUCAUGUGUCGAUGGAUAUUAUUUGAAUACCAGUGAAUGUAUUUUGUGUUCCAAAACAAAUGAAAAUUGUAAUUUGUGUAAUACAUGGGACACUUGUCUUCUUUGUAAUAAUAACUAUUUUCUUGAAGGAAACAAGUGUAUUUCAUGUUCCCAAAAGGAGCAUUGUUCGACAUGUUCAAACGUUGACAGCAAAUGUAUAAUUUGUGUUGAUGGAUAUUUCCCUAAAAAUGGAAGUUGUGAAACAUGUGCUAUGAAUGGAUGCUUCGAUUGUUCUACAACAAGUGGUGCAUGUACUUCAUGUCGAGAAGGAGAGUAUCUGAAUAACAGAACGUGUGCAAAAUGUGAAUUAAAUUGUAAAAAGUGUAAUUCUAAAAUUGGUUGUACCGAGUGUUUGGAAUCAUUUUAUUUAAUGGAUGGUAUUUGUUUUCCAUGUUCACUGAAAGAUUCGUGUGGAAAAUGUAGUACAACAACAAAUUCGUGUUUAACAUGUAACACUGGAUUCUUUCCUCAUGACGCCGUUUGUCUAUUGUGUUCCACAAAGAAUUGUUCUUCAUGUGACAACUCGACAGGGUAUUGCACUUCAUGUGAACAGACACGCUACUUAGAUGCUGGCGAAUGUAAAAUGUGUAUUUCCACACUUUUAAAUUGUGAGACAUGUUCUGUAGGCACAAAGUGUCUUUCAUGCGCUCUCAACUAUUUUUUAGACUUGGGUCGGUGCUUUCCAUGUUCAUCAAAAUUACACUGCUCAACAUGUUCACAGACGUCCCCAUUAUGUUUGGAGUGUGAAGAAGAUUAUUAUCCAGCCGGAAAAAAAUGUGACACUUGUCUCUCGAAGCAUUGUACUGUUUGUAGUAACACAACGGGGAAGUGUUCGGCUUGUGCAUCUGGAUAUAAGCUCCAAGCUGAUUCUUGUGUUUCAUGUGCGAGUUCAAACUGUUUGAACUGUGAUGUGGAUAUCAACUCUUGCUCUGUUUGCGAGCCGAACUACUCUCCAACAACAAAUGGAACCUGCACACCAUGCAACUCGACUUAUAGUUCAUGUGCCACAAAUUUGUGUUCACAAACAGAACCACAGAAGUGCCUUGAGUGCAGAGACAAUUACUUUCUCAUUGAUUCGGAAUGUUGUUCAUGUGCGUAUAAUCACUGUGGAGUAUGCGACAAAGUGACUGGAGAUUGUUUGACUUGUGAAAGUGGAUAUUACAGAGUUGGCACACAUUGUUAUAUAUGUGACUCUCAAAACGGAAACAAUUGUUCAAUUAAUGGCUGUUCAAGUGUUGAUGAGAACGUCUGUUUUGGAUGUGCACCACACUUCUUUUUGUCUUCUCAAAGGUGUGUUGUAUGUGAACUUAGUCCAAAUUUAUGUGCUCCACAAAUGUGCACAGAAACUGGACUUUGCACCGACUGUCCCGAAGGUCGAUAUUUAUUUAACGGUGUUUGUCUCUCAUGUAAUGAUUCAAACAUCUUACAUUGUAAUAACAACUCGUGUCAAACAAAGGGAAAUAUCUGUCUACAGUGCCAAAUGGGGUAUUACCUGUUCAAUGGAUACUGCAAAAAUUGCACCUCAACAAACCCCAAUUUUUGUGAUGAAGGGCAGUGUGAUCCAGAACAUGAGGGAAAGUGCUUGAGUUGCAAAGACAAUUACUUGAUGACAAAAACAAACGAGUGUCGACAAGUUCAAGACAUUAUUUUACAUUGCGAAAAGGCUGUUUCAUGGCAAGAAUGUAUUUUAUGUGAGAGGGGGUAUGUACUUAACGCAGGAAGUUGUGUAGAGAAAAGGUGUGAUGAACAAAACGCUGUUAGUUUAGAUACGGUUUGUGCAAAUUUGUGCUUUAAUUGUGUGUCUGCAAAAGCAGACUGCAGUGUUACUCACUCCCUUGCAAACUGCGCCAAACAAUUUGUGACAAACGACUUGUCCAAAUGCCUUUUAUGUGAAUUGAAUAAUUCCAUUACCGGCAUAUUCAAUUGCUCUGAAACUAUUAUCAGCGGGUGUCUUACAAAUUAUCAAGAUACGUGCUACCAAACACUUAAUGGGUAUUACUUAACACCAUAUAAUGAGGCAUCGAGGUGCGGAAAUGACGCAACCGUAUGUUUGUUCGACUACUCAACGUCUUUAGAAGAAAAAUAUGAGUGUAGGGAGAACUUUUACUUGUCAUAUAACAACACGUGUACACAAAAAGACGUGGCAACUAAAUGUUUGAAAUAUGAGAGUGGACUAUUUGGAAAUAAAAGAUGUGAAACGUGCAGUCCAACAACUUUUAUUCAUAAGUCUGAGUGUGUUUCAUGUCUACCAUUUUGUGAAGUGUGUGAUGUCAAUAGCUGUUUCAAGUGUCUUAAAAAUUAUGUUUUAAUCAAUAAGAAGUGCUACACAAAAGAACAAACACAUUGCACGUAUAUUGAUGAUACUACAAACAAGUGUAUAUUGUGUAAUACUGGGUACUAUCUGAAUGACGACAGUGUGUGUGAGAUCAACGACAACUUUUGUCUUUUACAAUGGAGUCUUGGGUGUAUACGUUGUAUCACAAAUAUGACUGAGCCUUAUAUGUGUGUAGUCUACUCACAUACCAAACAACGUGUUGCAAAAGAUUCAUACAUCAUGAAAUAUAACUCAAGUUCUGUCGACUACAGAGACUCGUGUCUUCAUCUAAGUAGUGUUGGGUGUUUGAGGUGUCGAGAUGGGUAUUAUCCAAAUGGUGUUUUGUGUGUCACUUGUCCUGAGAGUUGUACAAAGUGUUCGACAGCAAAUUUGUGUACUGUUUGUGUCGAAGGUUUUUACAUCUCAAACGGACUUUGUGUGACCAGUGAAGUGCUUAAAAGAAGUUGUAAGACGCCUUUUUUAAAUGGCAUUGGAUGUCGUGAGUGCAAAGAGACGUUUUAUAGAAAUGGGACAUCGUGUUAUUCGUGUGAUGAAACAUGUCAGACUUGCACUGAUGCUUUUACGUGCACCAUUUGCGUCGACCAUUUCUUCAAAACUGAACACGUCGGCGUCUGUAGAAGCUAUAAUGUCUUAACACAUUGUCUCAACAAAACAGUCAAUGGUUGCACACAAUGUGAAAUUGGCUAUUUCAUGUAUAAUGGAGAGUGUUACAAGUGUCACCAACUUUGUCGGACGUGCACUUCUUCCUCCUUGGUUGAGAACAGUGACCAUAUUGUGACUACCACUUCUUCUGAACAUACUACCAUCAUCAUCAAUAAUAAGACAUUCUUUCUUUUAAAUAAGUGCACUUCCUGUCACGUCGAUUAUGUGAAGACUACAAACACCCCAGAGUUUGUCUGUGUUUCAUAUUCAUCUAUUAAAAAUUGUGCUUCUGCAUCUUCUUCUGUAUGUAAGAAGUGUUCUGGGUACUAUCAACUGACCGACGACAAGUUGAGUUGCCAGCGCCGGUCAUUACUUGCUGUAGUCUUUCCCAUUGUUCUUGUAACUCUCUUGAUUGUGUUACUCCUUAUAUCAAUACUCCUUAUUGUUUUGAUAACAAAACACUUUGACAGAAGAGAAACGCUGACUUGUCGUACAAAAUUUGUAAGAAAAAUUAAAGACACGCGACCUCAAUUAGACUUUCCAUUGAAAUGCGUUUGUUCGACGAAAUCAAGUUUGACCUUUUCCAAUUUGAUUCCAGUCGGUGUCGAAAGUGAAGACGUCGUCACAAUUGGUAAUGUCAGUCACCACACACUUAAACUACAAUUUGUCGUCAAAGACGACGAGCAUAAUGAGAAGUAUCACUUCCGAGUGGAUCCGCCUUUUGUGACCCUUCGCAAAGGAUAUUGUUGUGAAUUUCAUAUCUACUUGAAGCCGAUGUGUACUUGUCGAGUCGUAGAAGAUAUCGUCUUCUUGUGUCUUAACUUAUCAAAAGGUAUCCAAACUAAAGAGUCUCUUACCCUUGACUUCGAGACUGAACUCUCUUCCAAACUCGAUCCCGAUGAUCUCUUUAUAAAGCGAGAAAUUGGUCGAGGGGGUGCUGGAGUUAUUUAUUAUGGGAUGUACCGGAAGUCUCGUGUAGCAGUGAAAAAGGUACGAAAUGUGUUUGAUGUUAAUUCCACCUCUGAAUUUAUGUGUGAAAUUGCUAUGUUAGAAAAGAUGCGGAAUGACUAUAUUAUACACUUCUAUGGGGCUGUGAUCAUACCAAACAAGUUGUGUUUAGUCACUGAAUACGCCGCAUAUGGAAGUCUUGGUACAAUACGUCGAGAGACCACUAAAGAGAAAAAUGGCACCUUUGCAAUUAAAGUGAUGUUAGAUGCAGUAAAAGGAUUGGACUAUUUACACACCAAUUCGAUCAUCCACAGAGACUUUAAGCCAGACAACAUUCUCAUAGUAUCUCUGGAAAUCUUUGAUAAGGUAAAUGCAAAACUCUCAGACUUCGGGACAGCUAGAAACCUCAAUUGUCUUGUUGAUAAUUUGACAUUCACUAAAGGCAUUGGAACACCCGUGUACAUGGCACCAGAGAUAUUAAGAAGAGAAGACUAUAACUCCGCUGCCGAUAUUUAUGCAGUUGCCAUUUCAUUAUUUGAAGUCUUCUGCUGGGAAGAUCCAUUCCCUAAAAAUGCUUUUGCCUUCCCGUGGAGCAUUGCACGGGCAAUAACAAGUGGAAUUAGGCCUCAAUACACAGACAACAUCAAUGAGAAUCAAAAGAGUCUAACUGAUUGGUGCUGGACGGAUAUCCCAAGUCAACGGCCACGUGCCGAACAAGUCUGUGAGAGGCUUGAAACGAUGUUACAAUUGUUAUAA